UUGUCUUGUAACGCAAGAGCCGCACGGUAGACAGCCGGAGGCGGUUAGUCGAUGAGCAAGAGCAAGUAAUCUCGAUAAGAAACUUGUCAACUAUAUUUUUAUGUCACAAAAUAUUGAUACAGUUCUUCAGUGACAGUGCUUGUGAACAGAUUGUGUUUUUAUGAACUAUAUGUGAUAGUGAAUCCAGUUCGACAAUGAACGGUGGUAAUUCUACAUUCAACAUGUCUAUCUUAGACUCCUACACCAGAUUUAUGCAGCGCAAUAGUGAUCCAAGAACGGAGAACUGGUGGCUGAUGUCAGGCCCUGGACCUCUACUCACGAUACUGGCGACAUAUCUGUACUUUUGCAAUUCAGUUGGCCCCCGCUACAUGAGAGAUAGGAAGCCAUACGAUCUCAAGAAUGUCAUAAUGAUAUAUAAUAUAUCACAAGUUUUAAUGAGCAUUUUCUUGGUGUAUGAGGGUCUGGUCUCCGGGUGGUGGAAUGAUUACAGCUUCUCAUGUCAACCAGUGGAUUAUUCACUUAGCCCUAAGGCUUCAAGGAUGGCAGCAGCAGUCUGGUGGUACUUUAUGGCAAAAAUCAUUGAACUUCUCGACACAGUGUUCUUUGUGUUAAGAAAGAAGAACAGACAGAUUUCUUUCCUACAUUUGUACCAUCACUUCAUAAUGCCAAUUUGCGCUUGGAUUGCCGUCAAAUUUUUACCAGGUGGUCAUGGAACUCUUCUGGGUGUAAUCAACGCUUUUAUCCACAUCAUCAUGUACACUUACUACUUCAUCUCGGGUCUUGGUCCGCAGUACCAGAAAUACCUGUGGUGGAAGAAACAUGUCACCACCAUACAAUUGGUACAGUUCUGCAUAAUCUUCUGUCACAACUUCUUCGUCAUGUUCAAUGAAUGCAACUAUCCCAAAUUCAUUAAUUUCCUGCUCGCUCUCAACGCCGCACUUUUCAUUUACAUGUUCGGUAACUUUUACUACAUCAACUACGUGAAGAGCAAAAAGAUCGCGCAAAAUGAGAAUGUCAAAUCAACAAAUGAGAAUGUCACAUCACCAAACGAGAAUGCCACAUCAAUAUCAGCAAACGGGAAAUCAAAAGACUCAUAAUGUAAAUUAAAGUAUUUAGUUAUUUAUAAAGUUGAGAGAAGCUAAUCUAGCUUUUCGUAAUGUUGUGAUAAUGAUAAAUAUUGUUAUUCUAAACUUAAUUACAGUUUAGCAAUAGCAACCACCACAAGGUCUCGGAAUAUAAUAAGUAAGAAAUGAAUGCAUGCUAUGAUAAAUAAUUUUUAUAAUUAAUUA
Achroia grisella is the source of this 1289-nucleotide messenger RNA. RefSeq names its product elongation of very long chain fatty acids protein AAEL008004-like. The record is from RefSeq and is a predicted model, not a curated record. The transcript has 7 exons. The coding region runs from base 195 to 1097 and encodes 300 amino acids. Lineage: Eukaryota; Metazoa; Arthropoda; Insecta; Lepidoptera; Pyralidae. Gene Ontology annotation, molecular function: fatty acid elongase activity. Gene Ontology annotation, biological process: fatty acid elongation, polyunsaturated fatty acid; fatty acid elongation, monounsaturated fatty acid; fatty acid elongation, saturated fatty acid. Gene Ontology annotation, cellular component: endoplasmic reticulum membrane.